AUGGAAUCAAGAGAAUUACGGAGCAAUGAAGAAGACGUUAAGUCAAUUCAUUCCCCUAUUCGAAAUGAUUCGAAUGUUCAUUCAUCUAGUUACAACUAUAAGUUUAAAUUGACAUUUAAAAAUCGAGAUGGAUUUGAUUUUGUGACAUUCAAUAACAAUUAUGGACCAGGACCAUUCGUAGUAUUGAUUCUUUCACCAACCACCCUACCUUCAGCUUCCACUCAAUAUAAUUUGUAUAAAGUAUUUAAUUGUGUUCUUAGCUCCACAACUUAUAGAGCCGAAUAA
Messenger RNA from Funneliformis mosseae, 285 nucleotides. The record is from the annotation of a GenBank genome assembly. Lineage: Eukaryota; Fungi; Glomeromycota; Glomeromycetes; Glomerales; Glomeraceae.